Messenger RNA from Trichomonas vaginalis G3, 924 nucleotides. RefSeq names its product inner centromere protein, ARK binding region-containing protein. The transcript has a single exon. The coding region runs from base 1 to 924 and encodes 307 amino acids. The record is from RefSeq and is a predicted model, not a curated record. Lineage: Eukaryota; Parabasalia; Trichomonadida; Trichomonadidae.
AUGACAAUAAAUAACUAUAAGAAGCAAGAGGAAGUUCAUUUCGACUGGUUAAAUACAAUAUCUUUUCAAUUAAACUUAUUUUCAUCAACUUCCUCAGCUUUAAACUCAAAUUCAUCCCAAGACUCCAAAGAAAUUGAGAAUCCAAAGCCAAUUGGAGAAUUAAGAAAGUCAAUAAACAAACCAGCUCCAAUUAUUGUUUCUCCAAAAGAAAAUACAGAUAACGAACAAAUCUCAUUAGCAUCUACCAAGACCAUUCAACAAGGAUCUCACCUUCCUGUUCAAUCUUCACCAUGCUUUGCCACACAAAACUUAAACUCAAGUACAAUGAGGUUCGUUUGUGAUGAUUCAUUACUUGCUUCAUCAUCAUCAGAUGAUGAUAUCUCAAUAGAUGAUAAUGAUGAUGAAAAUGAUUCACCGCCAAACUCUCCAUUUACUUUAGGCGGAUCUUUGAAAGAAUUAACGCAAUCUGCUUAUUCUUUCAGAGAGGCAUGGAAGGAAAUGUGCAUAGAAAAGAAACAAGAAUCAACACCAAGGAAGAAGUCAUUCAAAUUCGCAUUCGAAGAUAUCGAAGAGCCAGCAGAAGUCUAUCAAAUGUCAGAUGAUUGCGAAGAUGAUGAUGAAUUCGAUGAUGACGAAGAAAUGUAUGAAAGAAAUCCAAUAGAGAUACACGGAAAGUCCAUUCCAAACUGGGCUAGAGGUGAGCAGCUUGAGAAACAGUUAAAGAAGCAAUAUUUGAUCGACCCAGAUGAAAUCUUCUUCGAUUUCCCAAUGGAGUGCAAUUUAGAAGAAAUAUUCGGUACUCAGAACCAGAAGUGGGCAAAAAGAAACGAAAGUGGCUAUUGGGCUCAAGAUGGAGUUACACAAGAAGAAAUUAGAAAUUAUUCAUCUGCAAGAUUCCAAAAUAUAAAUGGAAAUGAUUCAUAG